Molecule: messenger RNA, 1896 nt
Organism: Plasmodium inui San Antonio 1
Lineage: Eukaryota; Apicomplexa; Aconoidasida; Haemosporida; Plasmodiidae
Exons: 2
Coding region: 1-1896 (631 amino acids)
Source: RefSeq, a predicted model, not a curated record
AUGAUAUUUCGUAGUGUUAAGGCAUUUGUUGCAUCCAAGGAAUUCGUAUGUAGGAAGAACGGUAAUAGUAACCGUGAUUCCAAAAAUAUAUUGGAAUGUAAGAAAGAGAACUAUAACAGAAGUAACUAUGGGAAAUUCAUGUUCUCAAAUUUUGGUACACUGUUUCUCGUGGGUUGCGUAUAUAUGUUUCUACAAAGUGGAAAAAUAUAUGAAGAUACUAUAGUCUCAGAACGACAUUGGAGUAAUGGUAAUGGAAGACAAUUGGCAGAAGCAAAUCCUACAAGCGGACAGGGAGGAAACGAUGGAUAUAUGGGCAAAGAUUUUGAUCCGUACGAUAUGACAAAUUUGGAACAACAAAAUUAUGGUACUGGGAACACAAAUGAUCUGACCGACUUGUUUCAGGGAGGAGGCGAUUCUGCAUAUAUGUGGGGUGCGAACGGAAACGGAGCCACAGGUUAUGGUGAAGAAAACUGGGAUUCAUAUUAUAAAAGUGCUUAUGGGAAUUUCCCUCCAUCGGCUGACAAUGGCCCAGCAUCCCAUAGGGCAGAUGCUUCACAUAACAGAAUGUCAAGAUAUGGUGAUAGCAGUAUGAAGAAUGGUAUGAUGGGAAGUAUAACAUCGUCCUUGGGUAAUAUUCCGAAUGAAAGUGUUCUCGGUAGCCGCGCCUCUAUGCAAAGUAAUGAAGCUGAUGGUGCUGCAGGUGCCGAUGGUGGUGCUAGCUCCGAUGGUGCAGAUGGUGAUGCUGGUGGUAGUUUGCCUGGAAGUUCUAACAUGAAUGAAGGUGUUUUAGGAUCCAAAGCAGCUGCAGGAGGUAGCCAAGGUGAACAAAUAACAGAUGAUAAGUAUCCUGUUUUUGAUAGUUUAUAUGAGGAGUACUUAGGAGCUACAAAAGGAGCAGCUACAUUAAGAGGUGUCCAUGCAAAAACAGGUGGUGGACUGGGAGGUCGAUGGGGGGCUACGGUUGGUGGCACAUCAGGUAAUGAUUCAGAUGAUGAAUUAAGCCCUGAGGCACGCGCUGUAUUAGGUCGAGCAUUUGGGAAAGGAUCAGGUGCAGAUAUCGGCGCUAGAAGUAGAAACAACUUCAAGGAGUCCUCUGAUCCAUAUGGACAGUUUGAGUCUGGAGCUGCAUCAGAUUCCAUGUGGUCUGGAUUCCAAAAUCAAUAUGAUUCCUUUACUGAACCUACCAUGAGUACGUCAGUUAGUACGAACGAUAUAUCUCCAAGGACUAUGUGGGCACACUAUAGGCAGCAGCUAGAGAAUUACUCAGAUGCUAAGGACGAAUUGGAAGAAAGUAGACAAGAAAAGCAAUUUUCUGAAAGAUCAAGUAGCAGUCAUCACCGCACAAGAUCGUCAUCUGGAAGAACGUCAAGUCGUUCUAAACCUAAAUCAUCAUUAGAUAAUAGAAUAGUUAAAUCUAGCGCAAAGAAAGGAACAUCGAGAGAUGAAUAUGAAAAACGUCGUAAAGAUUCCAAAAUGCUGCAACGGGCCUCCUCAAAACAUAUCAUGGAAAUGAUUGACAAGUUAGGUAGUACAGUGAAUAUGAGAGACAUGUUCUAUAUAUUUAACUGUUUGAUUAACCACGAAAGAACAAAAUACGUUGAUAUGCAGGAAGGUACCAUGUUGUUCUGGGAUAAGACGGCAAAAUCCUAUGGUAUACCUGGUUGCUACAAAAAUAGACAGUGGAUGAAAGCUUUUGAUGGUAUGACGAAGGAGUUAUUCUAUACGGAAAAGAAAUUAUUCGAUAGACUAUACUAUUUACUUCAAACUGGAUCAUGCUCACGCAGAUCCUAUAUUCAAUUUCUUAAGGAAGUUAAGUAUACAUGCAGUAGAGUGCGGAAAGAAAUGGAUUCUGAGUGGAAGCAAUAUUUAUGCUCGAAAGUGGCAGGAGCCUGGUAA